This is a messenger RNA of Ipomoea nil (Japanese morning glory), 618 nucleotides long. RefSeq lists its product as uncharacterized. Lineage: Eukaryota; Viridiplantae; Streptophyta; Magnoliopsida; Solanales; Convolvulaceae. The transcript is spliced from 5 exons. The record is from RefSeq and is a predicted model, not a curated record. Bases 1 to 618 code for a protein of 205 amino acids.
AUGCCAAGCCAAUAUAUUUUGGUUAAAGAUGUUGUCCCUCUAAAUAGAGAGAGGGUCAUUCGAAUUAGGUGUGUGAGAGUUUAUGAAAUACCUGAAAGAGGUGCGAAUCAGAUGAAGAGUAGAGAGCUUGUGGUAUGCGAUGAAGAGGGAACAUUUAUUCAUGUAAACAUGCAAAACUCUGAUGUAGACAAGUACAAGAAUGUGUUCCAAGGAAGGGAAGCUAUAUUCUCUGAAAAAUUUUCUGGUCUUCGGUUGAACUACAAUACUCAAGUCAAAGCAAUCAAAUCCAGAGGGUUUCCUACCAACAUGUUUCAGCUUAAACCCUACCAAUGUCUUAAAGAUCCAACAUUAGUGAAAGACAAAGUCAUGUUUGAUGUUAUAGGCAGAGUCAUUGAGAUUCAUGCACCAUUAGACAAAAUAAUAGGUGGGAAACCAGCCAAACUAAUAGAUUUCAAAAUAGCAGACAAUGAGGGAAAUCAGUUGAAAUGCACUGUUUGGGAUAACCAUGUAGCUUCCAUGCUACCAUUCUACAAUUCAAAUCUGAAAGAACCAGUUGUUGUGGUUAUUCAGCUAUGCAGAGCAAAAAUUAUAAAUGGUAAGCUGUUUAAUUAUUCCUAA